CGGCACCAGUGUGGGAGGAGCAGCGGAUUCAGGAUGCCUACUACUAUAGCAGUGGUUUUUGAUAACCCAUCGGCAGUCUUCUUCACCGGCCAGAAUAUCACUGGUGAUGUCAGGGUGACUUGUGAUAAACCCAAAAAGUGCAGAGGUAUUGAGGUGGAGUUCAAGGGAUAUGCAAAGGUUCAUUGGACUGAGAGGAAAACACGGGGACAGGGGAUGACCCGUAAGACAGAGACCCACCACUACACAAGCCAAGAGAAGUACUAUGAUAUGAACUACUGGGUCUGGGGCAAUGGCAAGGAUUCGUAUGAGCUUCCUCCAGGCCAGCAUGUUUUUCGCUUUGCCUUCCUUUUACCCACUGGGAUCCCGUCAUCCUUUGAGUCACAUGUGGGGAAGAUUCGACACCAGUGCAAGGCCAAGAUGAACAUCCCCUGGAAGACUGACAAGUCUUGCACUCGACCCUAUUCUGUCAACACUCUUUGGGACCUUUAUACCAAUCCCCAAGCAACGGCGCCAAUCAACUACACCGAUGAAAAGUACUUGUGCUGUUUCUGCUGUCGCAGUGGCCCCAUGUCACUAGUACUACGCAUUGAUCGGUCUGGUUUCGUGCCUGGUGAGAAUAUGUGCAUCAAUGCUGAGUGCACAAACAUGACUGGGACAGAAGUCAACCACACCAAGGCCAAGAUUACACAGAUCAUCACCUACUAUGCUGAAGGUCACAAAAAGACUGAGAAACGCAAGGUGGCUGAGUUGAAGCACGGCGUCAUCAAAGCACGCGAUGCUGACAUUUGGUCCGGUGUGGAGAUGCUGAUUCCACCUCUGCCUCCCUCUAACCUUGACUACUGCCGCAUCAUUGACAUUGACUACGAGUUCCAGUUUGAGAUGGAGCCAUCUGGCUGCCACACUGACUUAGACUUUGCAGUGCCCAUCAUCAUUGGCUCAAUACCCUUCAAGCAGUACUUCAGUUCUUUUAUACCUGCUGCACCUCCUGCCUUCCCUCCACCUGCUGGGUUUCCAAGUGCCCCUGGUUAUCCACCUCAGCCAGGCAUGCCUGUGCAACCCCCUAUGGCAGGAUACCCUGGCCAGCCACCCAUGAAUCCUAAUGCUCCACCAGCAGUAGGAUUUGUGGCAGGUAGUAAUGGGAUGGGAGCCAACCCGCCCUUUAACCCAGGUGCAAUGCCUCCACCUUAUCCUGGGCCACCAGUCCCCAGCGCUCCAGUCUUCCCUGGUACCCAGCAGUAUCCGGAAAUGCCCCUGCCUUCAUACAACACAUGCAUGUUUGGAGUGACCACCUUUGAUGAGCAUGACAGUGAUGAUGAUAAUCAAGGCCAUGGUGCAGGUUUUGCUCCACAAUACGUGUCUUAUUCGCUGGUGGGCACCGCUCCUCCAGGUGCCUUCAUGAGUGGUGUUCCCAGCCCAGACCACCUUUUCAAUGCAGGAGACACAGACCCGCUCAUUCACCAGAAGUCCACGAAAAGCAGUAGCAGCAGCAGCAGCAGCAGCAGCAGUAGUGAUGAAGGGGAGCACCACCAUGAAAUGAACCCAAAUGAUCAUUAUAUUGGUGGUGAGGUGGAAAGGCAUGAGCACUGUGGGAAUGUAGUGGUGGUUUGUGAGAAGGCAGAGUUUGAAGAAAGGCAUAGUCAUAGCAGUCAUAGUAGUCACAGCAACCAUGGGUGUGAGGGGGAGGAGCAUGGUGGGAAAGAAGAGCAUUGUGUAGAAGAAGAGCAUUGUGUGGAGGAAGAAGAGCACUGUGAGGAAGAAGUAGUUGAGGAAGAGGAGUGUGGUGGAAAUGAAGAGGAAUGUGGUGGUGAUGAAGGGGAGUAAGAAUGUGAUGAGGAUGAGAUAGAUGGUGAUGAUGUUGGUGAUCAAAGUAAAGAUUAAUCAUAAUUGUGUAGUUGAUGACAAAUGUGAUUAUAAUUUUUUUUUAUCUUAUUUUUCACAUGAUUCACAUUUUAAGUUGAUCAAUAUUAAAUCUUAGCAAAAUGUUGUUAUAGUGAAUAUUACCGUUGCCAGUCACUUGUAUGUGUACUAUAGUUAGAGCGAAGAAUUCCAUUUGUUGUCUUCAAGAAACACAUCUUUUGAAGAAAUUUUGAUGUUCUGCCACAUAGUAUUUUUUUUGUUUGAUUUGUUGUUGCAGUCAACUCAACUGGGUCUUGGUCAUAGGUUGCGAGAGAGAUUGUAUAGAAAAGGAUAAUGGUUGCCUUAAAUUUUAACCAUAAUUGUUAUGUAGCAGCACAGAUUAAAAAUUAAACAUGUAUAUUUGUCACAUUGCAGUUUUCCAUAGUAGUAUGUUAAGACUGGCCAAUGUUACAAGAAAGGUGCAGCAGUCAUCAGCCAGUAUGCAAUGUUUAGGUCUUGUGAAAUUAACCAACCUUACGAAUGUUAGAAAUUUGUAAAAUUGUCAUCUUUUUUUUUUAUCAGUUGUUGAAAGAAUAUAUUUACAUUAACAUUACAUGAGAGUGAUAUAGACUGAAAAUCCCAUUUUUUUGUAUAUUUCAUAUAAAAGUUUUGGUUUGAAUGGCUUUUGAGGCAUUUUAACUGAGGAUUUUCUUUGUUUGAUGAGGCCUGGGAUUAAUCUCCACAAUUAAUGUUCAUUGGUCAUAUACAUGUUUUUUACCAAAGUUCUGUGGUAUAUUCUUGGAUCUUGCAUAAGGUCAUGGGAAAAGAAUCACUGUGUGAAACUAUUAUUUGUGUGUGUGUAUGUUUGUGGAUGGAUGGGUGGCUGUGUGUGUUCACAUUUGCAUUUACACAUUUGCAUAUACUGAAAUAUUCCCUACUUACUGACCUCCAAGGAAGGGGGAGAUAGCUAUAGAAAGGUACUUGCUGCUUGCAAAUCUUAAUGCAUUUAAUGCAUGUGUCUUGUUAAGGUUAAGGAAACACAAUGUUUAUAGAAAGGUAUGAUUAAAUAUUUAUACUAGUUUUGUUUA
Messenger RNA from Scylla paramamosain (green mud crab), 2924 nucleotides. RefSeq names its product arrestin domain-containing protein 4-like. The record is from RefSeq and is a predicted model, not a curated record. Lineage: Eukaryota; Metazoa; Arthropoda; Malacostraca; Decapoda; Portunidae. Gene Ontology annotation, cellular component: cytoplasm. Gene Ontology annotation, biological process: protein transport.